AGAUGUUGAGUUCACUAUCUGGUCAUAUGAUCCGGUGGUGUCAAUUGGAGACAAGCUUCCUUGAUUGAUCAAAAUGCCUACGUUCUUUAAAAUUUCUACUGAGAAUAAGUGUAUUAAGUCACUACUAAAGAAAAAGAAAUAGAUUCUGUUCGUUGAAAAGAAAUUUCCCAGUAGGACUGCGCCGUGGGAAGCACGUACAUUAGCAUAAAAAGUUCGAUGCUUGAAACAGACGUGGGAUAUAAAACGAACGAUCUCAAUCUCAGUGAUAGUUGCCUAUUUUAGGACAUGAAAAAACACCGCUUUAUGGAAAGCCCAACAUGUAUGUCACGGACCUAAAAAUUCUGGCCUCGCUGUUCAUAACGUGUUUUGGCGUUAUUUCGACAAUCGGGCAGCAAUGCGAUGAUGCAACUAGUCACUGUUCUCAGUGGCCGGGCAGUCACUGUCGAAAAUAUCGCAUUUAUAUGAAGAAAUACUGCCCCAAAAGAUGUGGAUAUUGCGGUACAACAGGAGCAGUAGAUUGCUCUGACAAACGGCGAAGUUGUCAAAAAUGGAAGAGUUAUGGGUAUUGUAAUCACGGUCAUAUUUAUCACACUUACAUGAAGAUCAACUGUGCAAAUACAUGUGGAUUUUGUGGGUCAUGCUUUCUAACAAAGAAACUUAAGUCGUGUACUUUUGAUUUGGAUUCUUGCGACUUUGUGGAUGUGCCCUUUACUGACGAUCAUGACUUCGUUUUAAAAUCCAGUGGUGGACAGGAUGGCAAAGGCUAUUUGUCAUCGUCUGGAUAUGGCUCUGCUGAACUCAUAGUACCACUGGAGUUACUUGUCCCUUAUAAUGAAGAUCUUGGUAAUCUUUGCAUGGAGUUUUAUUACAGAAUCAGACGAGGAUCACUUAAAGUUUUCCAAGUCACCAAUACUAAGAACUACGUAAAAUCACUUAAACUCCAUUUGACCGAUACACGUGGAUCAUGGACAAAGGCGAGGAUGUAUUUCAGAGCAUCUCAGAAAUAUCAUCUCUUAUUCAAGGCGACGCCAAAAUCUGGAUCUGUACACAUUGACAACGUUCAAUUCUGUGGUAAAUGCAGCUAAACGCUGCAUUGCUCGGACAGUUCGUACAUACUUUCGAUUUUGUUUUUGCUCUUAAUUACAAGUAUAUGAUAUUAUUAUGGCUAUGGCUAAAGAUCUCUGAUACACUGACUGUCUAUAAUAAUAUAGUUGGAUUUCUUAUGACGACACUGACGCAAUCUUCGUUGAAUUCGGCAAGAAAAAUUUUUCUCGUUUAAAAUUAAAAUUUCCUCCAACAUGGCGAAAAUCUUUUUGUCCUUUUGACUCCAAGCCAACUAUAUUCGUUGCAAGCCAACUGUACUAAUCACUUUGCACGUGAAUUGAGUAGCAGAACUUCUGGAUUGAUUAACUCCACGAAUGAUUUUACGCCUGUCAAAAGAAAUGCUAUUGGUUUUUCAACUUGAGAAUUGUAUUCAUUCCAUUUAGGUAUAAACAUUUUAAUGUAAUUAAUAAUGGAAAAUUUCAAUCCAAAUGACUGCCCGAAAUAAAUUAUAUCUGUACUUUA
This is a messenger RNA of Xenia sp. Carnegie-2017, 1566 nucleotides long. RefSeq lists its product as uncharacterized. The transcript has 8 exons. Lineage: Eukaryota; Metazoa; Cnidaria; Anthozoa; Malacalcyonacea; Xeniidae. The record is from RefSeq and is a predicted model, not a curated record. The coding region runs from base 318 to 1085 and encodes 255 amino acids.